This is a messenger RNA of Fopius arisanus, 899 nucleotides long. RefSeq names its product trypsin 3A1. The record is from RefSeq and is a predicted model, not a curated record. Gene Ontology annotation, biological process: proteolysis. Gene Ontology annotation, molecular function: serine-type endopeptidase activity. NCBI's taxonomy places the organism in Eukaryota, Metazoa, Arthropoda, Insecta, Hymenoptera, Braconidae. Bases 8 to 811 code for a protein of 267 amino acids. The transcript has 5 exons.
CGGUAGAAUGCGGAGUUUUUCGAAAAUUAUUUGCUUCUGUGGCUUUAUUGCUACUGGAAUUCAUCUUGGAGAUACUACGAGCCCUAGAAUUGUGAAUGGCUUUCCUAUUACCAUCGACAAACUACCGUUUGUGGUCGCAUUACAUCAUGAGUUCCGCGGAUUUGUCUGUGGUGGAAGUAUUAUUAACCAAAAGUGGAUUUUAACUGCGUAUCAUUGCAUGCCACUGGGUGAGGAUCUUCGGUUUUAUUAUGUUCGGGCUGGCUCAACAUUUCUCGACGAAGGCGGUUCCCUUCACUGGUUGAAGGAGGCAAUUGGCUACAAGCGUCCCGAGGUGAAUUCUCUCAGCAUCCCAAAGCACGAUAUUCUUCUUCUGCGAGUUAUAAAACCUUUCAGAUAUUCGCAAAAGCUCCAGCCAGUCGGAUUGCCCCGAGUGGACGAACGUCCUCCGAAAAAGCUCUGGGUGGCAGGGUGGGGGGAAACCAGUAUGAAGAGUCUUUCGCCUAUUUUGCAAAUAGUGCAGGUUGAUUUCAUUCCCUACGAAGAAUGUCUGAAUGCCUCUGUAUGGUAUCAUAAGGCAGUGUCCGAUGAAAGUCAUCUCUGUUAUUUUCGUGAGAAUCACGACUCCUGUCAGGGAGAUUCCGGAGGGCCUUUGGCGUCUGAUACGACAAUCUACGGAAUUGUUUCUUUCGGCGAAGGUUGUGGAACAGUCCCUGGAGUAUACGCCAAUGUCGUCUACUACAGGAAUUGGAUUAAAAAAAUCACAUGGCUAGGGAGAAAAAAAUCAAAGCGGAUCAUUAAAUCUUCGGCAUGAAAUAUACAACUGCGUUAAAAUAGUAUAAUUACGCUCAUGAUUCUUGAAAUAAUCAACAAACGAUUGGCAAUAAAUCUGGGAAAAAUUU